GCAGAGCGAAAGGUCACCAGUAGAGGCUAGAGAGUGUCGCGGGGUCGACCUAUCACCUCACACGCCGAGCGCGAGCACGAGAGCGAUUCCGAAAGUGCGAAAGGCCGAUCUGUGAUGGUGGUCUAGUGCCCAUGGCGUCGAUGGUGGUGAACUCGUGGCGCGAGUCUCCCCUGGUGAACCCCGUGCUGACGAGCGCAGGGCUCAAUUCGCUGAACCCGCUGCCGCCGGUGGCCGCGGUCCAGCCGCCGAACGCGGUGCAGGCUGUGGGGCCCUUGGCCGACGGUCCUGCCUCGGACCUGGCCCUCCUCAGCCGCCAGACGCCCUCGCAGAAUAGCACCGGCAGCCAAGACAAGAGUCAGAACAUCGAGUGCGUGGUGUGCGGAGACAAGAGCUCGGGGAAGCACUACGGACAAUUCACCUGUGAAGGUUGCAAGUCAUUUUUUAAGCGUAGCGUUCGCCGAAAUUUGACGUAUUCAUGCAGAGGUAACAGAAACUGUCCCAUUGACCAGCACCAUAGGAACCAGUGCCAAUACUGUCGCUUACGGAAAUGCAUAAAAAUGGGCAUGAGGAGGGAAGCCGUUCAAAGAGGUAGAGUGCCCCCAUCGCAACCAGCGUUGCCAGGUUUACCAAAUCAGUUCCUCAGUUCAACAGAUCCCGUCACGACGUCACUCAACAACCAUUCGUACCUCAGUAGUUACAUAUCCUUACUUUUAAGAGCCGAGCCAUAUCCCACCACCACGAGGUAUGGCCAAUGCAUCCAGCCCAACAAUAUCAUGGGCAUAGAGAACAUAUGUGAAUUGGCUGCAAGACUGCUUUUCUCUGCCGUGGAGUGGGCAAGAAAUAUACCUUUUUUUCCCGAUCUCCAGGUGACUGACCAGGUGGCUUUGCUGAGGCUAGUUUGGUCAGAACUAUUUGUUCUAAACGCUAGCCAGUGCUCGAUGCCUCUGCAUGUAGCGCCUCUGAUAGCAGCAGCAGGGUUACAUGCAUCCCCCAUGUGUGCAGACAGGGUAGUACAGUUCAUGGACCAUAUUAGAAUAUUUCAAGAACAAGUAGAAAAGCUGAAAGCACUGCAUGUGGAUUCUGCGGAGUACUCAUGUCUGAAGGCUAUAGUACUCUUUACAACGGAUGCAUGUGGUUUGAGCGAUGUUGCGCAUAUAGAAUCAAUCCAGGAGAAGUCGCAGUGUGCUCUGGAAGAAUACUGCCGAUCUCAGUAUCCGAACCAACCUACCAGAUUCGGAAAAUUGUUGUUACGGUUGCCUAGUUUAAGAACUGUUAGCUCGGCGGUAAUAGAACAACUGUUUUUCGUUCGGCUUGUAGGAAAAACCCCCAUUGAAACCCUUAUCAGAGACAUGCUCUUAUCUGGUAGUUCGUUUUCAUGGCCGUACAUGUGAUAUUUAAAACUGUACUAGUUUUACUAGUCAAUAAUAUAUACAUUAUUUCGUUAACGUUGUUUGUUAUUUUGUGAAUAAUGAAAAUGAAAAGACAAUCCCAGUAGGCGGUGGCGAACUCACAUAUCAAAAGUGACGACAAGCUGAACCAGAAAACAAAACGCUGGUAAAUACUCCUAGUUGUUAAGAGUGAAAUGUUCCUUUUAUAUCACAAUGAAAGACAAAUAGUAAUCGUAACAUAUUAGAUUGUCUCAACAAACGUAUAUUUAUUCCAAAGCAAAAUUUAAGAGUUGAAUAAUAAGGAUUAAAAUUUGAAAAUUCUUGAUCUUGAGACAUCCUAAUAUUCCUUAUCAUUUAUAAGUAAUAUAUUUUAUUGGAUAUAUGUAUGUACAAAUUGUAUAUAGGUAGUUUCUUUUUAGAAAGAAAAAAACAGAGAAAAAUAAAACAAUUAAGUUGUGAAUAUAUAUGUAUACUUCCACUUGUUUUUCGUAAUUUUUCAGAAACUUUCGAAAAAAAAUCAUAUAUUUUCCUCAAUUUAAUGUAAUUUAUUUUAAGCUAUUAAGUAGAUGUAAACGAAAAUUACGAAAAUUGAUUACAAAUUAAGUAGUUACCUUUAUAUUUAAUUUUCCCUCUCAAUUUAGUCAAUGCGAGUAUCGAUUUUGUUUUUGUGUAGUUGUUUAUUGUUGUUAUAUUCUUAAAUUGUUGUUAUUAUAUUUACCUGAUAAAAAGAUUUUUGUAUAUUUCCCCAAUCUCGGUGGCCAGUGUAUAAGCGAUAUAAAUAAAAACCUUCUACUUGU
This is a messenger RNA of Sitophilus oryzae (rice weevil), 2185 nucleotides long. It is a transcript of the gene svp, whose product is annotated as steroid receptor seven-up, isoforms B/C. The transcript is spliced from 6 exons. NCBI's taxonomy places the organism in Eukaryota, Metazoa, Arthropoda, Insecta, Coleoptera, Curculionidae. The record is from RefSeq and is a predicted model, not a curated record. The coding region runs from base 132 to 1391 and encodes 419 amino acids. Gene Ontology annotation, biological process: cell differentiation; regulation of transcription by RNA polymerase II; anatomical structure development. Gene Ontology annotation, molecular function: zinc ion binding; RNA polymerase II cis-regulatory region sequence-specific DNA binding; nuclear receptor activity.